Messenger RNA from Kuraishia capsulata CBS 1993, 354 nucleotides. RefSeq lists its product as uncharacterized. NCBI's taxonomy places the organism in Eukaryota, Fungi, Ascomycota, Pichiomycetes, Pichiales, Pichiaceae. The transcript has a single exon. Bases 1 to 354 code for a protein of 117 amino acids. The record is from RefSeq and is a predicted model, not a curated record. Gene Ontology annotation, molecular function: protein binding.
AUGGGAAACGAUUUGAUGAACAGAGCCGCAGUUGAGGUUGGAGAGGCCAUCUACGAUUACUCGCCUCAGAACGACGGAGAUAUUGAGCUUCACAAGGGAGACACUGUCGAGAUUUUAGAGAAGCCAUCUAAGGACUGGUGGAUGGGCUCCGUAAAUGGAAAGACGGGUGCCUUCCCAUCCAACUACGUUCAGCUUAAGAACUCCGACAUCCAACAAAAUGCAGGGGAUCAGAACGACGGCGAAGGCGGCAAACACCAUCACCAUGCCCGCGAUUUCGGUAAGCGCAUCGGAAAUGCUACGAUUUUCGGUGCUGGUGCCACCAUUGGUAAUGAUAUAGUCAACUCAAUUCUCUGA